GUUGUGUGUCUGCAGACCAGGUGGAGCUCCAGCUCCAGAGGCCCAUGGCCCCCGUUUCCCUCCACCAGUGAGAGGUGUGUCAAGCUGGCCUCCCCGGCCCCAGACCCGGACCCGGACCCGGACCCAGAGCCCGAUCAGCACCGCACCAACGAGGAGCAGUAUGUGAGCGAGGCCGAGUCCAGCCAGCUUGACACCCACCCGGCACCGCCCGAAUGCAGGGACGCUGAGACCAUCACAGAUGUGUGCAACAGCACUGACCUGCCGGAGUUUGAGAUCAUCAGCCUUCUGGAGGAGCAGCUGCCGGUGUAUCGGCUGCGGGCCGACACCGUCUACGGCUACGACCACGAUGACUGGCUGCACACGCCCCUGGUGGCACCGGACGCCCGGCUCGACCUGACCAACGAGCAGAUUGAAGAGACACUCAAAUACUUCUUGCUAUGUGCCGACAGAGUGGGCCAGAUGACGAAGACCUACAAUGACAUCGACGCUGUCACCCGUUUGCUGGAAGAGAAAGAGAGAGACCUGGAGCUGGCGGCGCGGAUCGGCCAGUCGCUCCUCAAGAAGAACCGCACUCUGACGGAGCAGAAUGACUACCUGGAGAUACAAGUGGGGCAGAUCACAGAGGAGGUGGCGCAGCUGCACCACGAGCUGAACCUGAAGGACGAGCUGCUGCAGUUCUACACCACCGCCGCCGAGGAGAGCGAGGACGAGUCCGGCGGCUCGCCGACCGGCAAGAAAGGCAACGCGGAGGCAGCGUCCGGGGGCUUCGUGAGCAACACGCUGCAGAGGAAACUCAAAGAGCUGGAGGAGGAGAACCUGUGUCUCCGCUCGGAGGCGAACCACCUGAAGUCAGAGACGGAAACCUACGAGGAGAAGGAGCAGCAGCUCGUCAGUGACUGCGUGAAGGAGCUCAGGUUGUCCAGUCUCCAGAUCUCCGCCAUCGCCGAGGAGUUGGCCCGCAAGACUGAGGACGCCUCCCGACAGCAAGAGGAAAUCACACACCUCCUCUCUCAGAUAGUGGACCUGCAAAAGAAAGCCAAAUCUUAUGCGGUGGAGAACGAGGAGCUGUCUCAGCACCUGAUGGCGGCUAAAGAUGCCCAAAGGCAGCUGACGGCGGAGCUGCAGGAGCUGGAGGAGAAGUACUCGGAGUGCAUCGAGAUGCUGCACGAGGCCCAGGAGGAGCUGAAGAACCUGAGGAACAGGAGCUACCCCGCAGGAAGCCUCCGCCGCUACCACCCCGUGGGGCUGUACCCGAUGGAUUCACUGGCUGCUGAGAUCGAGGGGACCAUGAGGAAGGAGUUGAGUCUGGACGAUCCGGAGUGCGAGGAGCAGAAGAGCCACCGUAAGCGCGUUUUUGAGACGGUUAAGAACGUCAACCAGACGGUGCGGCAGCGUUCACUGACUCCGACCAGCGGCAACAUCCCCGGCUCCAACCAGUCUCUGUCUGCGCGGACGUCGCCCUCGUCCAGCGGCCUGUCCACGCCUCGCUCCGGCCUGUAUGGAGGCGACGGGACCGGAGACGGCGUUGCCCUUGACAACCGGACACAGAGCAUCCUGCUGGAGACGGCGUCCAAUCAGGAUAGCAACGCAGACGGCCGAGACAAGAAGACGAGCGGGGCCGAGGAUCUGCGCGUGGCCCUGCGGCGCCUUUCUCUGCGUCGGCAAAACAACCUCAGCGAGAGGCGCUUCUUCGAAGAGGAGAGAGAGCGGCGGCGCGGACGCGGCGGACUGCAGGAGGCGCCGGGCCACGAGGGCGCGCUGACGCCCUCCGAGAGCAUCAUGUCCCUCGGCGGCCUCCACCUGUGGGCCUCGCGGGGGCCCUACCUCCCAGACAAACUGCAGAUCGUCAAGCCGCUCGAAGGCUCUGCCACCCUGCACCACUGGCAGCAGUUAGCGCAGCCUCACCUCGGCGUCAUUCUAGACGCCAGACCCGGAGUCGUGUCGAAGGGCUACAGACCCCUUGAGCUCGAGCUGGAGCAGGUGUAUCCAUGGGGCGGCUUCGAGGAGGACGAACCGGGCGAGCAGUACUUCCAGAACCUGCCCACCUCCUCGGCCUCCGCCACCCCGGCCGUGCCCCCCCCGCCCGGCAGCGGGGACCCCGCCCCCGCGGCCAGCGUCGCCCCGUCGGCCCCUCCCUCUCCAUCGCCGUCGCCGCAUCUGAGCAACACCGACGCCCUGGCUGCGUACUACCCGGGCAAAUGCAUGGCCCACACCAGCUCCACGUACACGUUCACCACCUGCCGCAUCCUCCAUCCCACCGACGAGCAGACGCGGGUCACGCCGAGUCUGAACCCAGUGCCAGCGUCUUCGUCCUGUGUGAUGACCAGCACCCUGUUGGCCACUCCAGCCGCUACUCCCUGCACCCCCCACAGGCUCAGUCUCAGGCCCUCCGAGUCCUCCACCAACCUCAGAGAUGCAACACGCACCACCAGCACCUCCCUGGGGUUAGUGCGCCUCCUCCAGGAGCGGGGGAUCUCGGCAGCGGUGUACCACCAGAGCCAGGGCCUGGAUCAGGGUCCGAGCAGCGGAGGCGUCCUGUUCAGCACCUCCAUCGCCCCGAACCGAGCGCCCGACCCAGACCCCCUGCGUCCCUCCACCCCUCCCAACUCCCCGACGGGCCAGGGAGCCGCGCCCACCCCCGCGGGCUUCGACUUCAAGAGCCCUUCCUACGACAACUUCCUGGCCUCCAAACCGGCGCGCUCCAUCCUGAAGGAGGUGACGGGGGGCUUGCGGGGCCGGCAGAGGGGGCGGGACUGCGAGAGCCAGACGGAUGUCAGUGUGACUGUCCACAACCUCAACCUGCUGGAUAAGGUGAAGCGGCUCGGCGUGGCUGGAGCUCCGGGGGCCAGGGCGAUGAGCGCGGGGCCCAUGCUCGGCCCCCUGGGUGGGCUGCGCAGGUCCGGCUCCCCCUUUGGGCCCGAUGGGCUACGGAGAAACCGUAGCUACCCAGCCAUGGUCGGGGCCAGCAUGGCCAUGAAGGGCCCAGGGCCCCAGGAGUAGGGGCCCUGACUGUCGGCCGUCAGGGGACAGGAGCCAGGCAGGACCGAGGCUGCUGAGCAGUCACCUGGAGCCCAAACACUGACUCUCACUGUUCAUAAUGGACCACGUGGCACCACUUUCUAAUCAACAGGGAGGUUUCACACUGUCACUGAGCUUUAUAGUGCUUUAAAAAGUAGCAGACCACGCUUUAAUUAAAGGCAAAAGCCCUUAAAGGAUUGAUUCCACCAAACUCCAGUAACAUGAAACACAUUUCCCUUCGUUUUGCGUGUAAUCGACAAACGACACAAUAAAGUUCCCAGUGAAAAUAUUCAUGCUACACUAUAAAUAAAUAGUGUAGCAUGAAGACAUAAACGUUGAUAUUGAGUUUUGAAGUUUUGAACCCAACUAGUGUUGAGAAGCGUCAGAGUGUUUAAAUGGGGAAACAGAAAAUCAGUUCAGUGUCCGUUAAUUCCAUGUAAGUGGGUAAAGUGAUGCUAUAAAAAGAGAUCUGCUGAUGAUUCUUGCCAGAUUAAAAUCCCAAAUUGUCGCUGUCCACUCACAUCCCGUUUGGAGACUGGCUCUGCUGGCUGGACACAGUACUCCCACUGUGGCACACAGAACCCAUCACACAUCCAGAUGUUGCACUUGUUGUCUAGCAGUAGUUGUAUCACCGGACUGAGGUUCAUGUUUAAAACCCCAAAUAGAGAAAGACACAGCUUCUUUCUUUCGAUUCUCCCUCUGGAAGUGAUUAGAGGCUGAUAAGUCAAUUCCAAUUUUAUGUCAGUAUUGAAAAUAUUUUUCGUUUAGACUCCUAAUUGGCCAUUAGACAGGGGAAGUUGAUGUUGCUUCUACUGAACUGGACGGAUCAAUACGCUGAAGAGGAGAGAGACGGGAAUAAAGCAAAUGAUGGGAGUUAAUUUGCGGUCACAGGCUUUGGGACGUUUCGCUGAACUGAAGCAAUAUAGUGCCUCCACUGUCUGUUUAUGAAGCUGUCGCAUCUGUUCUAUUUAUUAUUUUACUUCCUGCUGUGCUUUUACAGGGUUUUUCAUGUCCAUACUUGCUAUAUAUCCCUGUUUGUCCUGUGUUAUAUGGCCCAGUUAUAACACAGCAGUUAUGUGGAGCCAUAACCUGCAGUCACACAUCACUGUAAGCGUUGGAGAGCAUGUAAUCAGGCGUUUUCCAAAUAAAAAAAUCAAUCAAAUCAAAA
Molecule: messenger RNA, 4186 nt
Organism: Betta splendens (Siamese fighting fish)
Lineage: Eukaryota; Metazoa; Chordata; Actinopteri; Anabantiformes; Osphronemidae
Product: trafficking kinesin-binding protein 1-like
Exons: 18
Coding region: 460-3000 (846 amino acids)
Biological process (GO): neurogenesis; anterograde axonal transport of mitochondrion; endosome to lysosome transport
Cellular component (GO): dendrite
Molecular function (GO): GABA receptor binding
Source: RefSeq, a predicted model, not a curated record